Acaromyces ingoldii is the source of this 894-nucleotide messenger RNA. RefSeq lists its product as hypothetical. The transcript has 2 exons. NCBI's taxonomy places the organism in Eukaryota, Fungi, Basidiomycota, Exobasidiomycetes, Exobasidiales, Cryptobasidiaceae. The record is from RefSeq and is a predicted model, not a curated record. The coding region runs from base 1 to 894 and encodes 297 amino acids.
AUGGCUGCCACUGCACCUGCCAACACUGGCGCUUCGACGUCCAAGUCGCCCGCUCCCUACGGCGAGGCUUUCAACCGCAUCACGUCGGUCCCUCUCGUCUCUCAGACGCUCAACCUGGCGCACCAGACGCUCGAGUCUCACUCGCUCCUCGCUCAGCCUUACCACUUUGGCGGCAACGUCGUCUCGUCGUCCCUCAAGGCUGCCGAGCCUGUCACGACGCGCAUUCAGCCCCAGCUGGCGCUCCUCGACGACUACGCCGUCAAGAGCCUGAACUUCGCCGAGUCCAAGUGGUCUUACCCCUUCCACGCCACCACCGAUGACGUCUACAAGAACGCGCGCGCCCCCGCCGACCAGGCCAUUGCUCUGCUCCACGCCUACUACGACGCCGUUCAGAAGACCUACGCCGAGCGGGUCGUCAACCCGGCAAAGGGCCUCUACGACGCGCGAGUGGCACCCGUGUACAACCAGGCCAACACGCAGUUCCAGGAGUUGACCAAGCAGAACCAGUACCUGCAGCGCGCCACGGAGAUUGUCUCAAACCUGCAGACGAACCUCGCCAAGACCAUCGACUCGAUCUCGUCGCGAGGCAAGGCCGACGGUGAGCAGGCUGUCCAGAAGGCUCAGGGCCUCUCCAAUGCCAUCUUUGCCGAGCUCGAGCGUGUUCGUGGCUACGCUACGGCGCUCCCCGCGGAGUCCCGCAAGCGCGUCGAGCCGGUUCUCCAGACGUUCAACGAGACGUUCGACAAGCUCAACAAGGAGGCCCGUGACACCUCGGUGCCUGCCUUUGAGCGCUUCCGCAAGGUUCUUUCCUUCGUCCGCGAGCAGAGUCUGCCUGCCCUGCAGAAGGCCAUUGUCAACCCGCCCAGCAGCACCCCUACGCCGGCUGCUAAGUAA